GAUUACACUUUCAUUCAGAAUGCUUGCUCAACAAACAUAAUCAAAAACAUGGGAAAGCCCCUCAAUUGAAUGUGUGGCCCAAGCUCCGGGAGCUAUGGCGGAGUGUUGAUGACCAUAACGUGUCUGGCAGUCCCGAUUUAGAAGCUCCAUCAACGUCUGUUGUAAUGGAUCAUGAAACUCCUGCAAGAUCCAGGAUGUGCCAUUGGUACCAUGGCGCGAUGGUACUAGCAUUACUACCAUGUAGAAGGUAACAAACUAAGAUAGGGCAACACCACUCCUGGAGUAGCCAUUGGUACAUUGACAUUAGGAGAUUUUUGCAAGCUCCCGAAUUCCCAAUCGCGCCAAUCUCAUCUCCAGAUCCAACAGCAAUCUUAGAUCUCGCGCAGCAAAACUCAUACAACUUUGGUAUAGGAAUCUCGAAUCUCAUUGAAGAUAGAGUAGGCCGAAAGUAGCCCGUUAGCUCUGCUCCGGCUGUCCGCUCCCCGCGAAUACCAUCAUUGCUCGAUAGAAUGUCCUGUUGCGCGGUAUGGAGAAACUCUUUUGGGAAGUGUAUACAAUAUACACUAUGUCGAUAGUCAACGAGAUUCUGAUAUAUAAGUUGUCGAUGUUGUCGAGGUAAAUACUUUUUUAUCAUCAUCAACAACAACAUCUUCAACAUUCUAUCAAGGCAUCGCCAGAACAUCACUUCGCAGUUUUCCAAUACUUGAGUCUUAGACAUCCAACAAUCUACACCCAAUACCUUCACUAAAGCAUCUUUGAGCUACUCAACCAUCUUUACAUCUAAUAAUACUUCAUACUAAUAACUUCAACUUCUUCAAUCACUCAAACCAUCUUUAAACAUGUCUCAACAAGGAACUCUCCGAUCUGAUGUCCCAGCCGCCUUCGCCGCAGCCAAUUCUAACCCCGCCCGUUUGGUUCACCUCAUCCCAGAUGAGCUUGCCAGAUCGGUACCUGACCAUUCAAUCUUUGCUUACCCAAAGACUGAUAUGCCACAAGAUGGCUUCGUGGAAGUAUCUGCCAGAUCUUUCGCCAAUGCGAUCAACCGUACCGCUUGGUACUUGGAGUCAAUCCUCGGAAAAGCUCCAGCUGGUGAAUUCCCAGCUGUCGCCUACCAAGGCCACAGUGACAUUCGUUACUUCCUUUUCAUGUUCGGCGCCAUCAAAGCUGGAUACAAGAUGCUGUAUCUUUCUCCCCGUAACAGCGUCGCCGGGUCUCUCAACGUUCUUGAGAAGUCCGACUGUCACAUAUUCUUGACAGCUCGCAACACACACGUUGAGAACAUCUUGAGCCAACGCAACAUGCGCACUGCAACAGUGCCAGAACUUGAAGAGUUGCUUGAAGAUGAAGAGGUCCGCGCCUACCCUUACAACAAGUCUUUUGCUGAGGCACGAACCGAUCCAUGUCUCGUCCUCCACACUACCGGUUCUACCGGUCUUCCAAAGCCUAUCACCUGGAAGAACGAGAUCCUUAGCACAUACGAGGCUUGGAGAACUAUCCCAGCAGUCGACGGUUAUGUUCCAACCACUGAAGUCUACCAACAAUCUCGCAGGGCUUACAACCUCAUGCCUUUGUUCCACACUAGUGGUUUGAACAUCGGUAUCACCAUGUCUCUCCUUCUUGGUGUCACCACUGUUUACGGCUCUGCCAAUGUCGUACCUCACGCUGCAUAUGCCGAUGAGAUCCACAAAUAUGGUGGUGUCGACGCUUCAAUCGGCCCCCCAUCCAUCUAUGAGGAAUUGAGUCACGAUCCUAAGUCCCUUGAGCGUAUCCACAACUUCAACUACAUUCUCGUCUGUGGUGCUGCCAUCUCCCAGACUGCCGGUGAUAUCAUCUCCAAGCAUUGCAGAGUCGUUUCCAACUUUGGAGCUACUGAGACUGCUUGUCUUCCACGAUUGGCUCCUGCCGUCGAGGAUUGGGCUUACUUCUACUGGCACCCAACUCAUUCUGGUAUUGUCUUCAGAGAGUACAUGGACGGUCUUCAUGAACUCUACAUUGAGCGAAAGCCCGAACUAGACCUUUACUACCAGGGUAUCUUCAGUACCUUCCCUCAACUCGAGGAGUACUCCAUGAAUGAUCUUUACUCUCGCCACCCUGAUCCAGCCAAGCCUUUCUUGUACAAAUGGAGAGGUCGUGCUGACGAUGUUAUUGUUCUCAGCAAUGGAGAGAAACUUGCUCCAGCUCUCAUGGAAGCUUCUCUCUGCAGCAGUCCUCUCGUCAAGGGCGCCAUGGUUGUUGGUCGUGGCAAAUUCCAGCCAGCUGCUCUUGUCGACCUCAAGGAUGCUCCACCAGCCAGCGCUGCUGAUCGCCACGCUCUCAUCAAGGACAUGCUUCCAGCUAUUGCCCAAGCUAACAUUCACGCUCCCGCUCACGGUCAACUUGAUCAAUACCACAUCUUGUUUGUUGAUCCUAGCCGCCCAAUGCACUACCUUGGUCAAGGUAAGAUCCAAAGACAUCAGACAUACAGAUUGUACGAGAAAGAUAUCGAGGAUGUCUACACUGCUGCCGAGAAUCUCGAUGACCAAGAAGGUGAAGUCGGUGACUUGCGAGUAGACUUUGCCGACCGCACCAACAUUGCUAAGUGGUUGAAAGACCUCGUCGAAGAGACUGCCGGCAUUCAAAACCUUGGACCUGAUGCAGCAUUCUUUGAAUCUGGCUUGGAUUCUCUCCAUGUCAUCAAGAUUGUUCGCGAGCUCAAGAUCCAUGCCAAACUCACUGGUGGCAACAACCUCACUCCGGACUCCAUUUCACCAGCUUCUGUAUACUCCAAUCCAUCCUUGGUUGAGCUUUCUGAGUUCCUCUACAAGACCGCAGAUUUGGCACCUGAAGAUCCUGAUAGUGCCUACCAAAGCGCCGAUCCUAACGAGAAGGAAAUCAAGAAUCCUAAAUUGACCGCUAUGGAGUCUCUCUUCCAAGAAUUUGUCUCCACUCUCCCAGUCGAGUCUAAGCCUCGUGUCACACCGGUCACCACCGGUACUACCGUUCUCCUCACUGGUACUACCGGUUCAUUGGGUUCAUACCUUCUCAAUGAGAUGAACAAUGACCCUAACGUUGCGCACAUCUACGCUCUUGAUCGCUCUGCUGGUGGUGCCGAGAAAUACCAACAAGCCAUCGCUGCAAGAGGAUUGAGCCCCAUUGAUCCCGAGAGAGUUACUUUCCUCAAGGCAGAUCUUUCCGACUCUCAAUUGGGUGUUGGACAAGAGAACUACACUAAGAUUUUGGAGAAUGUUACCCACGUCCUUCAUUGCCAAUGGCCAGUCAACUUCAACUGGACUCUCAAUUCAUUCAAGCCAUACAUCACUGGUGUUCGCAACCUCGCUCAAAUGGCUUCCAGCUCUACUAACAACGCUUUCGUGAUGUUCAUCUCAUCUAUCGCCGCCGUUGGUGGAUACAAGGGAGUUGGCGGUGUUCCUGAGGCACCAAUCCUCGACUUUACUGCCGCAGCACCUAUGGGAUACGGUCAAUCCAAGCUCAUCGCUGAGGCCCUCCUCGAGAAAGCCGCUCAAAUCUCCGGUGUCCGCACUGCUGUCUGCCGUGUUGGUAUCGUAGCCGGUCCAGUAGAACAACAAAAGGGAAUGUGGAACAAACACGAGUACAUUCCAUCUAUCAUUGUCUCAUCCGCCCAUCUCGGUGUUGUGCCAGAGACCUUCCCAUCCAGAGAUCACAUCGAUUGGCUCCCAGUCGACAAGCUCUCCAAGGUCUUGUGCGAGAUCCUCGAGACCGCAUCUCAGCCAGAGCUUGACGCCACUACAGGCGCUAUCUCUUCUGCUCCUCUCCACAGCAAGACUUAUCACGUUGUCAACCCACAAUUCUCCUCUUGGGAAGAGGACUUGGGACAGAACCUCAUCGCCGCUUACCCUGAAGGCAUGGUCAAGCCAGUCAAAUUUGAGCAAUGGGUUGACGCACUCAAAGCUUCCGUGGAUGAAGCUGAGCGCACUGGCAAGGUCGAUGUUGAUGCCAACCCCGCCAUGCGCCUUCUUGAAUUCUACUCCAAGGCAGCAGCUGGUGGUGCCGUUGAGAAGGGUGCUCGUACAUUACCUACCAACGUGUCUCAGUCUGCCAGUAAGACUUUGAGAAACCUUGGUCCUUUGAACAGAGUUUGGCUGGAGAACUGGAUGGUUCAGUGGGGUAUCAAAGAGCCUGUCGCAGCUCAAAAUUCAUACUUGGCUUUGAAUUAGACAUGGCUGUCAUUUAACGAGUUUCCUUUGUCACUUCUCAUUUCAUGUAUCUUUUAAUACACUUCUUACGAUUUAUGACCAUAGACUUGGGUAUUGGUUUAGACAAUAUGUUGGGAUAGACGGAUCAGGAGUUUGGGAUUUCAUAUACGAUUCACGGCAAUUGUUCAUAUUUAAACAUCUAGUUAACUAUAAAACACAAACAAAUUUGAUAACAUCAUAAUUACAUCAUUUGCCUCAACCAAAAGUGACAGGAUAUAAUUACCUGACGAUCAUUGCUUCAACUCUUUAGGUGACAUGGUCAAUUCAAUCGAUCAUGCUAAUCGCCCUCGUCUCCUUAUCCUUCCUGAACCUCUCACCUGCUUCA
This is a messenger RNA of Botrytis cinerea B05.10, 4539 nucleotides long. RefSeq lists its product as hypothetical. NCBI's taxonomy places the organism in Eukaryota, Fungi, Ascomycota, Leotiomycetes, Helotiales, Sclerotiniaceae. The transcript is spliced from 2 exons. The coding region runs from base 840 to 4175 and encodes 1111 amino acids. The record is from RefSeq and is a predicted model, not a curated record.